Molecule: messenger RNA, 651 nt
Organism: Arctia plantaginis
Lineage: Eukaryota; Metazoa; Arthropoda; Insecta; Lepidoptera; Erebidae
Source: the annotation of a GenBank genome assembly
AUGUCGGCUGAUUCACAAGUUCAUUUGAGCAGCAACGAAAAUAAUAAAAGAAGUAAAUCACUGUUACCUUUGUUUCCUAAACGAGACGAAUGUUCGCAUGUGUCUUGUUAUUGCGAGGAAAACGUUUGGAAACUAUGUCAAGAUAUAUCAUUAAGGUUUCCAGAGGAAUUAGUGAGGUGUUACGUCGUCUUUAUUUCAAACCCAUGCCGUACGGUGCCUCUGUGGAAACAAAGGGCUGGGCGUGAGGAGGACCGUCUCGUUAUAUGGGAUUAUCAUGUGAUAUUUCUAUAUUCGUUGGAUUGCCAGGCUUGCCUUGUUUAUGAUCUGGAUUCAGAAUUACCAUUUCCAACAUUUUUCCAUAAAUAUGUGACUGAAACAUUCCGCACUGAUCAGGUCCUAAAGUCUGAUUUUCACAGAUUCUUUCGUGUAGUGCCAGCAAAGCAGUUUUUUCAACAGUUUGCUUCAGAUCGCCGUCACAUGAAAAGACCAGAUGGCUCAUGGAUUAAACCACCACCUCCAUACCCAGCAAUAUCUACACCAAGUUCCGCUCAUAAUUUGGAUGAAUAUAUUAACAUGGAUUUUGAAGUGGGGCCUGGUCAAGUUUUAAACUUAACAGAUUUUGUUCAGCGGUUCUAUAAAGUUAAGAAGUAA